CGGGCUCCAGCCCCGCCAGUCCCGCGGCCAUGGCCGAGGAGCGCGGCGAGCUGCAGGAGCGGAUCCUCGGCAAGGACCCGCUCACCAAGGAGAUCGACCUGGUCAACAGAGACCCCAGGCACAUCAACGAGGACGUGGUGAAGGUGGAUUUUGAGGAUGUGAUAGCUGAGCCCGUGGGAACGUACAGCUUCGACGGCGUCUGGAAAACCAGCUACACCACCUUCACCGUCAGCAAGUACUGGUGCUACCGGCUGCUCUCUGCCGUCCUGGGCAUCCCCCUGGCCGUCAUCUGGGGCUUCCUCUUUGCCCUCAUCUCCUUCUGCCACAUCUGGGCAGUGGUGCCCUGCAUCAAGAGCUACCUGAUCGAGAUCCAGUGUGUCAGCCGGAUCUACUCCCUCUGCAUCCACACCUUCUGCGACCCGCUCUUCGAGGCGCUCGCCAAGAUCUGCAGCAACGUCCGAGUUGCUGUCCGGAAGGAGAUUUAGGUGCUGGCAGCUGCUCCAACAGCCCUCACACAACCCCCUCUGUGCAGGCUGCCUGCCCCCAGGCACAUGGACACCCCUGUCCUGUGAGGGACCUGCACAUGGACACCCCUGUCCUGUGAGGGAUCUGAACUCGGACACCCCCAUCCAGUGAAGGACUCACACAUGGACACCCCCAUCCAGUGGGGGACCCACACAUGGACACCCCUGUCCUGUGAGGGACCUGAACACGGACACCCCUGUCCUGUGAGGGAUCUGCACAUGGACACCCCCAUCCAGUGAAGGACUCACACAUGGACACCCCCAUCCAGUGGGGGACCCACACAUGGACACCCCUGUUCUGUGAGAGACCUGAACAUGGACACCCCUGUCCUGUGAGGGACCCACACACAGCCACCCCCAUCCAGUGAGGGACCCACACCCCGGUACCAGGGCUGAGCACCACUGCAGGGCCCACAGCCGAGCUGCCUCUCCGGGAUGCUCUCUGCACAGCAGGCCAGGCUGCUCCUUACUCCAUCCCAAAGCCAGAAGCCUUAGGAGAAGGAAGUCCCUCAUGGCCCAGGGAGCAGCCCAGAGACCCCUCUGCCCUCCAAGCCCCGGGAGCUCCUGCGGAGGGAUGGCAGCAGCUCCUGGAGAAGGAGCAGGAGCAGGGGCAGCAGCAGGAGCAGGGCAGGGCAGGGGCAGGAGCAGG
Messenger RNA from Lonchura striata (white-rumped munia), 1173 nucleotides. RefSeq names its product caveolin 3 (gene CAV3). Gene Ontology annotation, biological process: regulation of cytosolic calcium ion concentration; caveola assembly; cell differentiation. Gene Ontology annotation, cellular component: sarcolemma; caveola; focal adhesion. Gene Ontology annotation, molecular function: molecular adaptor activity; transmembrane transporter binding. The record is from RefSeq and is a predicted model, not a curated record. NCBI's taxonomy places the organism in Eukaryota, Metazoa, Chordata, Aves, Passeriformes, Estrildidae.